Penicillium paradoxum is the source of this 189-nucleotide messenger RNA. RefSeq lists its product as uncharacterized. The transcript has a single exon. The record is from RefSeq and is a predicted model, not a curated record. Bases 1 to 189 code for a protein of 62 amino acids. NCBI's taxonomy places the organism in Eukaryota, Fungi, Ascomycota, Eurotiomycetes, Eurotiales, Aspergillaceae.
AUGCAGUCCCAAGCUACAUCCCUUGCUUCGGUGCCGUCGACGGCCAAUACGUGGUUCCAGGCUGCGUUGGCUUCGCUGGGGUCUAUCUUUCACAGCCCCGGCAAGCAGGAGGAGUCUGAAUCGGAUGCGAUCUCUGGAUGGGUUGGGGAGAGGAGGAGACGGUGUCGGUCUGUUGGGGAGGCUCGUUGA